CCGAUCCAGUCCCUCGUCGCCACGGCAAAGGCCCGCCUGCUCGCCUCCGACCUGACGAGCACGUCCCUCGUCGACUCUUCUUCUAUAGCGACGUUUCCGCCCGACAUUGAUUCGGCAAACGUGGCGGAGACGAAACUGACGCAGAACAUUCACGUGCAGGUCUUGGAUGUGGAGAAUCUGAGUGCGAGUCGGUGGGAGCAGGUUGAGGAGCUGGAGGCCAUUGAGAGGGGGGAGAGGACGAGGGGGAGGCAGGUGAUACGGGUUACGGCUGAGGAGGAGGAGGAUGAGUCUAAUGAGGCUGAUGGCUCUUCUACUACGACACAAGCUUCUUCUUCCACUACUCGUGGUGGUGGUAGCGGGACGUCUUCGGGGGGAGCCAACGCCGUUCAUCGAUUGGUCCUGCAGGAUAGACGGGGGAAACGAGUGUACGCGGUCGAGCUGAAGCGCAUCAAUGGCAUUGCGGUUGGCAAGACGCUCAUCGGGGAGAAGAUGAUGCUGAGGGCGGGCGCGGUGGUGGCCCGGGGCACGGUGCUGCUGGCGCCGGAGACGUGUGUGUUGCUGGGGGGCAAGGUAGAUGCGUGGCAUGAGGCUUGGGCCGAGGGGAGGCUGGCGAGGUUG
This is a messenger RNA of Trichoderma reesei QM6a, 618 nucleotides long. RefSeq lists its product as uncharacterized. The transcript is spliced from 2 exons. The annotation marks the transcript as partial. The record is from RefSeq and is a predicted model, not a curated record. NCBI's taxonomy places the organism in Eukaryota, Fungi, Ascomycota, Sordariomycetes, Hypocreales, Hypocreaceae.